Molecule: messenger RNA, 1032 nt
Organism: Magnolia sinica
Lineage: Eukaryota; Viridiplantae; Streptophyta; Magnoliopsida; Magnoliales; Magnoliaceae
Exons: 2
Coding region: 1-1032 (343 amino acids)
Source: RefSeq, a predicted model, not a curated record
AUGCCGAUUUCAGGGCAGAAUCCUCUUCCGACCCAAAUCCGAGACUCAGCUCGGAAUGAUGUCACUCGAGCUCCAACCAACGCUUCAGUCACUUCAUCCCUGGCGCCGACGGAUUUCCGCCAUCGGCUAGAACAGAGGAGAGGAAGGAGAACUCCGAAGACAGAAAACACCCAAGAAAUUAUAGCAGAAAACAAUGACCCGUGGGAGAAACGAUUCGCAGAGCUCAACGACAAAUUCUUAACCCUGGAAAAGAAACAACAGUCGGCGUCAGUCCCUACCGCCGUUCAGUUCUCGAUCACGCUUACAGGUUCCGCUCGGAAUUGGUACCGGCAGCUCAAACCAAAUUCCAUCAGUUCCUUCGCGGAGUUGAGCCAACUAUUCCUUACCCAAUUCAUAAGUGGUAAGAGAAGUCGAAAGCCCAAUACCUAUCUAUUCGCUAUCAAACAAGAGUCGAAGGAGUCAUUGAAAGACUACAUCGCCCGUUUUAACGAGGAAGCACUGGUGAUAGAAGAUUACAAUGACAAAAUAGCGCUCGCUGUUAUGUUCAGCGGGCUAUGGGAAGGGAAAUUCACUUUCUCCAUUGGAAAGAACUCUCCGAAGACGCUGGCUGAACUAGUCGCUCGAGCUCAAAAAUACACCAACGUGGAAGAAUUCUCCAAUGCCCGUAAAAAUGUCCAAGUGUUAGAGAUAAAUGAUAAAGGGAAGAGGCCUAGAAAUGGGGAAGCCCAGCCGUCCAGUAAGGGGACCGACGACCGCGCCCCUCGCGAUAGUCGUCUGAAUAGAAGGCCGGAAGGAAAAUUCCGUUCCUACACCCCCCUUAACACGUCUGCUGAGCAGAUUCUAUUAGACAUCCGGGGAGAAAAACUGCUAAAUUGGCCUAUUUGUAUGAGGGCCAACCCGAAUCACCGAGACAAGCGUAAGUACUGUCGAUUCCACCAAGAUCAUGGUCAUAAUACGGCCGAUUGUGUGGAUCUCAAGGCUGAGAUUGAAGCCCUUAUUCGGAAGGGACACCUGCGUCGAUACACCAAAUAG